Messenger RNA from Andrographis paniculata, 598 nucleotides. RefSeq names its product mitochondrial import inner membrane translocase subunit TIM13. Lineage: Eukaryota; Viridiplantae; Streptophyta; Magnoliopsida; Lamiales; Acanthaceae. The transcript is spliced from 2 exons. The coding region runs from base 76 to 336 and encodes 86 amino acids. The record is from RefSeq and is a predicted model, not a curated record.
GGAAGGUUUGGGGGCGGCCAUUGGUGUUAGUGUUAGGGUUUAUCAGAAGGUAGUAAAGCCACAGGAAAAUCGAACAUGGAUUCCUUCUCCUCUCCGUCCACCGGAUCGUCUUCGAAGAUCUCGUCCGACGAAAUGAUGGAGCAGCUUAAGCUUCAGCUUGCGCAGGCUUAUGCUGAAGAAUUUUUGGAGACUGUUCGAGGAAAGUGCUUUGAUAAGUGCAUCACUAAACCUGGCAGCAGUUUGAGCGGAAGCGAGAGCAGCUGUAUCUCCAGGUGCAUAGACCGCUAUAUUGAGGCCACUGGCAUCAUUGGUCGAGCCUUGUUUAACCAACGCUGAAAGCUCAUAAGUCGGUAAGAAUUUCUAUUUUAAUUCCAAUCGAAGCUAUAAAGAUACAUGGCCUUUGAGUAGCCUUCUCAAUUUUCACUUCUUUUUGGUCAAAUUUUAUAUUCUCGCGUUAUAUUACAUUGUUACUGAGUUGCAUCGAGGCACUAUGUCGUCUAUGGUAACUUAGCAGCAGCAGCUUAAAUCUCAUAAUCAGAAAAGAACACCUCACUAUAUUGGGCAUUGCAAUUGCAAAUUGAGUUCUUUUUUCAUUGCA